UGGGAUUGAUGGACAGUGAUGAGAAUGUGCGGGCUAAGGCCUUAUACCUUAUGGUAAGUCACAGGCAUCCAAACCAAGACCAGGCUGGUACACCUGCUGAAGAAACAAGAAACUCUCCAGAAAAUGCAGCAAGAAAUUAUCGGAGAAAUCACUCUGGGCCAACUGCUGAAUAUUCAAGCUGAAGAUAUACAGUCCCUGCUUAUUCAUGUGGAGCAGCAGCUAAAUGAAAACUUGACCUUGUUACAAAGAGAAAAGUCUUUUUGUAAGACUUUUUGUUUUGAUAUACCAUGGUCUGAAGAACUUAAGGUCUUUUCUGAAGACAUGUUCAUACCUUUGUCAGAACCUGUAAAGAUCACCAAACCAAAGAAAAGAAAGAGACAUUUUCAAGCAAGGAGCAGAAAGCUUAUUAAAAAGGACCUGAGAGUUGCCAGGAAGCACAGAAAGACAAAAUUGGAAAUGUCUAGUUCCGUGUUGAUGCCUUCAGAAGAUGCAGGUGAACAAAGAGAGGCCGGGAAAUCAGAGCUAGUUGAAACCCAACAUGUUACCUUAGAGCCAGAGCUACCACUGAGUUCUCCAAGCACAGUCAAAUCCCAGGAUUAUGCUGAAACAGAGCAGGAGGUCAUUUUACAAGCUAUAAAGGCCAUGGAGGCCACAGAAGCCCUGGAGGCCACAGACGCCAUGGAAGCCAUAGAUCAAGGUAGCAUGAAAGAUUAUGGAGACAUGAUCUCUAAGCUGGAAAGAAAAGAACACAUUAAAAGGCUUUGGAAAAAGGCAAUGAGAAAAGGCAGAAUAGCAGAUGUGCUGUGGAAAGAGAAAAAAGAUUUGAAGGAUAUUUCAGAGGUGACUACAGAAGAACCUAAGGAAGACAUCAUAAAAAUUGAUGAGCAAGAAGAAGGUAAAAGGAAGAAAAGUGAAAAGAAGAGCCCGGGUUUGGCUGGGACUCCUGGACGUGCAGGUAGACCAGACACCAGAUCUUGGAGGGAUGGCAUUUGCUCUCUUGUCAUUUCAAGGAUAGCAAGUUCCCAUCCAGGAAUGUUAAGGGAUCUGGGCAAAGAAUUGGUAGGCCUGGCUAGGGUGAUACUUGCUGACCGACAGCCCAGCUGGACUCUCUUCCAAGAGAUAUGCCCCCUUUUAAAGGAUUCAAGCUCAGUCUCAUUAGAAUUAGAUGACAGAGUAUUGGAAGAAACACCCACCAUAAAAAAAAAGUCAUUAAAGAGGCUGUCAAGGACAAAAGGACAGCAGUAUUGACAGAACGAAAGGAUAAAAAAGUGUUAAAGGAAGAUGGGGAAUUUUCUCAAGAAGGAAAGAAAAAGAAAGCUGUUUUCCCAGCAGAUCGCUUAGUCUUAGAGAAAAGGAAAUUUAAAAGAAAAAUGAGGAAACUGGCCAAGGAAAAAGGGAAAAUAGCUAAGGAAGAAAGGAAACUGACAGAGCCAGAGGAAAAAAUGCAGAGAAAGGAGAAACCAACCAAAGAUAAAAAGAAACUGACCCAUCCAGAAGAAAAAAUGGCCCAGGAAGAAGAAAUACCUGCUUCCCCACAAAAGGAAUUAAUUAUGGAAGAUCAGAAGUUAGUCCUAGAAGAAAAAAGACUAACUGGAAAAAGGGGACAACUACUAAGGAAAGGAAAGGAAGUGAUCAGGAAAAAGAAGAAGCCAAUCCUGAAAAGGGAAAGGUUGGAAUGGGAAAAAAUGCAGGCCCAGGAGGAAAGCAUGAGGACCCAGGAAGAGAAAGAACUGGCUGAGGAAGAGGAGGAGCUGGCUGGGGAAGAGGAGGAGCUAGCUGAGGAAGAGGAGGAGCUAGCUGAGGUAGAGGAGGAGCUGGCUGAGGAAGAGGAGGAGCUGGCUGGGGAAGAGGAGGAGCUAGCUGAGGUAGAGGAGGAGCUGGCUGAGGAAGAGGAGGAGCUGGCUGGGGAAGAGGAGGAGCUGGCUGGGGAAGAGGAGGAGCUGGCUAGGGAAGAGGAGGAGGUGGCUAAGGAAGAGGAGGAGCUGGCCUGGGAAGAGAAGGAGCUGGGUUGGGAAGAGAAGGAACUGGGUUGGGAAGAGGAGGAACUGGCUGAAGAAGAGGAGGAAGUGGCUGAGGAAAAGGAAGCACUAAUCCUAGACAUAGAGAAACAAGUUGGAGAAAGGAAGAAACACAUCUGGGAAAAGGAGAAACAUGUUGAGGAAGAGGAGAAAGAGGCCUGGGAACUGGGGAAACUGGUUCAGGAUCAUUGGUUUAGAGAAGAGGAAGGACUGUCUGGGAAAGAGAGAGAACAGACAUUAGAAAUGGAGAGGUUGGCAGAGCAAGAGAGUAAAUUAAUCCAAAAAGAGAAAUGGUUUGGCAAAGAGGCCCUUUAUGGGGAACAGGAAGAACAAGACCAGACAGAGAGGCAGGCUCAAAAAGAGGAGAGCAAACAGUUAGCCUGGGAAAGAAAGAAACUGUACCUAGAAGACAAUGAAAAGUUUGGAGAACUGGAGAAAUUGUCAAAAGAAGAAGAGAAAUUAGCUCAAAAAAUGGAGCAAGAAGCUGAGAAAAGAAAACAAUGGGCCAGAGAAAAAAUAAAACAGGUCUCUGAAGAGGAAAAAAUCACAGAGGAAAUCGAGAAAGGGUCCCCAAAAGAAGAGAAACAGACCAUAGGAAAAGAGAAAAAAGCUGAGAAAAAGAAGAAACAGAUUGAGAAAGAUGAGAAAGCAAUUGAGGAAGAACAAUGGAUUCAGGAAAAACUAGCCUUACAAAAGGAGAAACUGUCCCACGAAGAGAGAGUAUGGAGUCAGAAAGACAAGAAACGGUCCUGGAAAGAGGAGAAAGAGGUAGAGCCAAAAAAACAACGAGUCUGGAAAAAAGAGAAAUUGUCCCUAGAAGAGGAGGAACAGGCUGGUGAAAUGGAGGAACAGUUCCAGGAAAAAGAGGAAGAGGCCAAGGAAAUAGAGAAAAGGGCAUUGGCAAAGAGACAGGCCCCAAAAGACAGUAAACUGGCCAAGAAAAAGAGUCAUAUUGCUGAGAAAGAAAAGGCAACGGCCAGGGAAGGAAUUGGCAUAACUGAGAAAAAGAAAAAAAUAACCCAAGAAGAGAAAGAAAUUAUGAAAGAAGAGGGCAAAUUGUCCCAGGAAGACAGGCAACUGGCCUAUGACAUUACGACCAAGGAGAGGGAUGUUGCCAAGAAAAAAAAGAAAACCAAAGAGGAAAGAAAACAGGCAAUGAGAAAACUGGAUAUAGAAAAAGGGAUUGGUUCUGAAGAGAAAGAGACUCGCUCCAGGGAAGAAAAUAUAAGAAUGAAAGAGAAUCAACUGUUUGGGAUCCUGGCAGGAAUAGUUAGAGAAUUGAUUACAGUUCCUUCAGAAGAAAGAAAAAUAACUGAGGGAGAGACAUCACCCAUUAUAGAAAAGAGUGAAAUUGAUGGCCGCAGGUGGGAAUUUUUUAAGGAACAGGAGGAAAUAAUUGAAGAAGAGAAGGAACAGGCUCAGAAAGAUAGGAAACUAGAAGAUAGACUGGCCACCAAAGAGAGAAUGGUAACUGAUAAAGAGAGCUCGGAGGAGGACGGAAAGUUAUUAGAGGAGGUCCAGGAAAAGAUACUGUUCAAUAAAAUCCAGGUACAGACUACGUUAAAGGAGUUUCAGAAGACAAAUUUGUUAGAAAAAAGGCAGGUAGAGGAGCUUCUGAAGAGAGUUGAGGAGCAUAAACUAGACAAGACUCAGAUGAAGUGGUUAUUAGAUAAUCUCAGAGGUAUACUAUUUGAGGACUUAUAUAAGAGCUUGACGGAGAAGGAAACAGAGGGAGGUCUAAUUAAGAAGGGGAAAGAGGAGGAUAUUCUGCCCAAGAAAGAGAAAAGGAAACGUCUGAUUAAGAAGAAGAAAGCAAGUACAAGUGAAGACGAAUUGGAGGAUAACUUGGCUAAGAAGCUAAAGGAAAAGGGUUCGACUCAAAAAAGGAAAAUGGAAAAGAGGUUGACUAAGGAGAAAGAGAGGCUGAGUAAGAAAAAAGAGGGCCUACAAGAGGAAGAGAAGAGCCUUAGCGAAGAGGAGUUGGGGUGCUGGAAUGAGAAGGAGGAAGAGGAGAGCCUGAGUGAGGAGGAGGAGGAGAGCUUGAGUGAGGAGGAGGAGGACAGCUUGAGUGAGGAGGAGGAGGAGAGCCUGAGUGAGGAGGAGGAGAGCCUGAGUGAGGAGGAGGAGGAGGAGAGCCUGAGUGAGGAGGAGGAGAGCCUGAGUGAGGAGGAGGAGAGCCUGAGUGAGGAGGAGGAGGAGGAGAGCCUGAGUGAGGAGGAGGAGAGCCUGAGUGAGGAGGAGGAGAGCCUGAGUGAGGAGGAGGAGGAGGAGAGCCUGAGUGAGGAGGAGGAGAGCUUGAGUGAGGAAGAAGACAGCUUGAGUGAAGAGAAGGAGGAAGAGGAAAUGGAGGAAAAAGAGAAGGAGGAGGAGGAAAGGCAGAAGGAUGUGGAAAGCCUGAGUGAAGAGAAGGAAAAGGAGAGCAGGCUUAUGGAGGCAAUGUUCUCAGAAGAGGAGAGAGUAUUGAAAACAAAGUUCUCAAAGGAAGAAGUGAGAUUAUCUAGGCUGGUGACUGAAGGUGAGGAUCUUGCUGAGGAAAGGGAGGGUACAGCUAAAGGAGAAAUGCAUUUUAAGAGAGAGGGCUUGCUUGAUGUAAGGAGAUACUCCAGACUUAUGGACAAGGCUGUGUGGCCAACAGUUCUGAAGAGCACCUCCAAAAUACCAUUCCAGGUAACCCUGGAGGAAAAAGAGGCAACGCCCCUGAAAGUGUUAGAGGAUCACUUGGAUUUUGAAGACAGAGAGGGCAGUCAACUUCUUGGAGUACACCCCGUGACAAGUUCAUUGGGAAGAGAAGAGAAUGAACUCUUGGAGAAAGCCAGGGGUAUGUUUUUACAAGCCAUGGAAACAGGCUUAGAGACCCAGGUCCCAGAAGGUCUCCAUAGGCCAGAGUUUCAAUUACCUGAUACUUUCAUGGAACCACAGAAACCUAAACACGGACCCAAAGGUGAAAGAUGGAAGUGGUUCUUGGGGUAUCAGGAUUCUCUGAUGGGGAAAACUGAGGGUCAGGCUCCAGCUCCAGCCCCAGCCUUUUCACCUGAAAUGCCAGAUAGGAGAUAUCGAAGGCCGGCCUUCUCAGAAGCAAGAUUCUCAGACGAGGAUUGGAUUAACAAUGCCUUAAAAAGGCUGGAAGCAGGAAAGCAACUUUCCAGGGAUAGUUUUCAUCGACUGAGUCAGAUCCUCAGAGACUUUACUUCAAAGAGAUACUUGAAAUGGAUGCGUAUGUCCAAUCUUAAGGUCAUUGCUAAACAUCUCAGGCAGAACCUAGAGUUAAGUCACACUGAUAUAUUACAAACUUGUAAGGAGGUUUUGAGUCCAGUGCCCUUAAAAGAGAUUCCUCCAGUUAGAAGAAAAGAAACACAGAAGUGGUUGGGGCCAUCCUCUAUGCCCAAACCAGUAUUACCAUCAGCCAUCAAGAGGACUCAGACCCCACAGGCUCUCAGCUGGCAUCUCUUAGCUGAGUCCUACAGGAAGAAACAGGCAAAACAGUUAUCCACUGCUCUCAAGGAGAUAAAGCACCUUUAUCCAGUCACAAGGGAUGUUCCUACAGCUGUUUGUCCCUCUGUGGAUAAGAAAUCUCUAGCCUUGGUAUUUGAGAAGGACUUCCCAGCCUUGAUGAGGAAGGGUGAGAGCUCCAAAUUUCCAACGGCAAAGAAGGUAGCACUGCCCAUCCCUGCUCCAGUGAUACCAUCAACUACCACGAGGAUUCAAGUCCCCAAAGCUAUAAACUGGCAUCUUUUGGGAGAGCCUCACAGGAGCGCGCGGGUACAACGGUUAUCUGAUGCCCUCAAAGAGAUGGAGAUGCAACAUUUUUAUCCUGCCACAGGAGACAUUUUCACAGGUGCCCAUGCCUCUGUGGACAAACAAACUCUAGCACUAAUGUUCCAGAAGGAUCUCGGGGCUUUUAAGGGUAUGGGCAGGCCACCCAAAUUACCCAAAUUGGAGAAGAAGGCACAACCAAUUUCUAAAAAGAAGGAAGAGAUGCCUUUGUGGGAGACGUUUGUGGCACUGUACCAUGUUUUGCGGAUGCUGCAGAAGCGAUAUGCAAAAGACAGUGCUGCUUGGAUGGAACAGUUCUAUCAGCUCAUGGACUUGUACCAACUUAAGUCCCCCAGAAUCCAGAGGCUUCUACUAGAGUUACUGCAGAGAGAGGAACUUCAACCCCAAGAGACCAUCUACAAAAAUGCCCUGAAGACCAAGGAGCUGGCACAUGGUGAGCGCUUGUUCUACCACCUGUUUUGUGGUCAUUCCCGUGACCCUGCGGGUCCCCUCAAGUUCCAGGAUGUAGUACCCCUCCCUGGGCAGAACAAAGUCCAUAUUAUCCAACCUGAGGGCAUUGCCCAGUAUGGCUUCCUAGAACUUGCCUGGAAAAGCCUACCACAACUCAGUCCUCACCGUAUUGAGAGGCUGCCCAGUAUUCCUACUCUUACUAUGAUUGGGCUUAAUAUUAGGACUUUGGGAUCCUAUGGGAAAAUGAGCCUAGGCCACAGAUUUUAA
Molecule: messenger RNA, 6509 nt
Organism: Gorilla gorilla gorilla (western lowland gorilla)
Lineage: Eukaryota; Metazoa; Chordata; Mammalia; Primates; Hominidae
Product: WD repeat-containing protein 87-like
Exons: 3
Coding region: 1371-6509 (1712 amino acids)
Source: RefSeq, a predicted model, not a curated record